AUGAAUCAGUGGGAAGUGAUCUUCGGAGGGACAAGCUCAUUUGAUAUUUACCUCCUAUCAGGUUUUGUCUUUUUCCUUUACAUCCCUUUUGUCGUCUUGGUGAUACUUUACUCCAAAAUCCUUAUCAAGCUUAAAGAGCAAGCCCAUCCAGGUGAACAGUCAGCCAGCGCUGAAGAACAGAGGACAAGAACAAACAGAAAAGUGCUUAAGAUGACCGUUGCUAUCGUUGUAGCGUUUUUCAUUUGCUGGAUACCCUUAUCCAUUAACGUAAUGAUAUUUUACUUAGUACCAAGAAAGAAUUUAGAUGUUUGUAAGUUUUUUGUAUCUCAUAAUGUCGCCUUGUUUAUGGCUUGCACAAACUGUGCUAUCAACCCGAUUAUCUGCCUUACCUUUAGCAGUAACUAUCGCCAAGCUCUUAGGAGACUUGUGAAUUGCUGUCAUGCAGUGCAAGGUUAA
Molecule: messenger RNA, 456 nt
Organism: Porites evermanni
Lineage: Eukaryota; Metazoa; Cnidaria; Anthozoa; Scleractinia; Poritidae
Source: the annotation of a GenBank genome assembly